AUGACUAUGCACGUGCAGGAAGAAAUCAAUCUAGAGAGAUUUUGGAAAGUAGAAUCAUUAGGAGUAGAACAGAAGUCGGUACACCAAGGCUACGAAGAAUAUACCAAACAGUACCAGAACACAGGCAUUUCGUAUGAGAAUGGAAAGUACAUUGCAAAAUUACCCUGGAAAGAAAAUCAUCCAUUUUUGCCCAGUAAUGAGCUGAUAAGCCGACGAAGAACUGUUAGUGUAGUAAACCGCCUUAGAAAAGAACCAGAACUACUUCAGAAGUAUGGAGAGAUUUUAAGUGAACAGGAGAAGAGAGGUUUCAUAGAAAAGAUUACAGAUGUUAAAUCAAGCGAGAAUACCAAAGUUCAUUAUAUUCACCACCAUCCCGUAAAGAAAGACUCGGCGACCACACCCAUACGUAUUGUAUACGACUGCAGCUGCAAGUCAACACGAGAUUCCCCCACCUUAAAUAAGUGCUUGAUGAAUACCUCACCCAUCCUUAACGACCUAACAGCUAUAUUACUACGCUUCGGAUACCACGUAUUUGCUGUAUCCACAGAUAUCGAGAAGGCGUUUUUGAACAUCGGUCUACAUCCAGACGACCGUGACGUCACUAGGUUCUUUUGGUUAUCAGAUCCGAACAACCCAGACAGUCUACUACAGAUAUAUCGCUUCAAGUCAGUGCUCUUUGGAGCUACGUGCUCGCCGUUUAUAUUAAACGCUACCAUAACAAAACACCUUGCCUUACACAGAUGCGACGAUACAGAGAACGUAUUCAACAAGGAUUAUACGUCGAUUACAUAUUUACCAGCGUACCAAACGAGUCUACACCAACAGCAGACAACUGUUCCAGAAAGCAUCCUUUAA
Molecule: messenger RNA, 855 nt
Organism: Mercenaria mercenaria
Lineage: Eukaryota; Metazoa; Mollusca; Bivalvia; Venerida; Veneridae
Exons: 1
Coding region: 1-855 (284 amino acids)
Source: RefSeq, a predicted model, not a curated record